GAUGAGUUUAGGAACACGUCAUCUCGACAUUUCACAGUAUGGUGGUGAUACCUUGCGUCGGCGGCGUGAACGAAAUGAAAUUUGACAGCCGCAUGGACGCGAAAACGUCAAAACAGAGACAUAAAAGAGAUCCAAAGAGCCAUAAAAAUAUGACUAAUGCGAAGAAUGAAUGAGAUACAACCAGAGGUAAUGCAUCAAAAGCAUUUGAAUAAGUUGAAGGUAUUUAAUCUAUGAACAAAAAAUAACGAAUCGGGAUCGGGCAACAUUUUUCGGUUUACCAAACGGCGGAGAGAUGUUUAUAGUCACGAAGGAGAUCGACAGUGAGAACAUCAGUAAAUUGUGCCGCACGUGCUUGAGAGAAGACGGCGACAAAAUGGUAUGCCUGUUCGUAGGACCGGCUGGUUCCUCACUCGCCGCUAAAUUACGAUCGCUCUCUUGUUUGGAGGUCUGGCAGGGAGAUGGCUUGCCAGAAAAGAUGUGUGAUCGUUGUGUCACUAGAGCGGAGUCGGCCCUUUUAUACCGAGAGCAAUGUCGUGCUGCGGACAGAGCUUUGAGGCAAGCGGCGUUGAAGGUAUCUCGAUUGACUUCAUACACCACCGUUUCUGGCUGCAAACUCUAUCAAAAUCAACAGAAUCAAGGAUUCGUGCCGGUACAAAAUUCUCAUAAAACAUUAAAAUGCGUGGAAUGUGGUGCGGUAUUUAUGAAUUACCAGGAACUCUGCGCUCAUAAUCGAUUGCAUUUACCCUUUAUUCAGGAUAACAUACCUAUGCAGCAUAUGCACAUUGUGGAGUCUCAGAAUCCAUAUCUUAACUUUACUCAUGUUAGCUCAAACUUUGUAAAUGAUAAUAUUUCAAAUACGCAAUUAUCUCCGUUAGUCAGGCCAAAUAUGAUGCAUACUGUGUCACCGAAUGAAGAGAGUUCGAGUCGAGCUGCCUGUGCCUUGCAUUGUUCCUUGUGCAAUCACACUUUUACCAAUAGAAGGCAAUUAAUAAAUCACAAUAUAACGCACACGGAAAGCGUUGAUAUGUCAUGCGAUAAUGAAAACAUAGAGAUUUGUGAAAAUUCUAAUCAUAUUCCACAAAACUUGAGCUAUGAAAGAUCAAUUCAUUCCGUUGAUAAUCCUAUUCAGAACUUAUCAUAUCAGAGGUCCACUGUGGACGACACUGAUGGGAUGCAGAAUAUAAACUUCCCGGAGAAUAUUGAUCUCGAUAGCGUCCAGGAAAGCAGUUCGGAACGCAUGCCAAAUGUAACGAUACAUUCCGAAAACGAUGUGUCUAUUGCCGAAAACUUGAGAUUUAUGAAAUCACCUGGAAAGGACAGGCAGCUCGCGAUUGAAUAUCACGGAUGUUCAAAUGAUGUCAAUUAUAAGCAGUCUCUCGACAUAAAAGCCACAGAAGGUAUCCACGAUAAGAAACAUCAGUGUGAGGUAUGCUCGAAACAAUUCUCACAAAAGUCCAAGCUAUUUGCUCAUCAAUUGUCUCACUCUGGUCAGCAGCCGUUUAAGUGUCCAACAUGUGGCAAAGGUUACGCAUCGAAAAGUAAGCUUAGCGCACACAUGAGAUUACACACCAAAACCAACGUACAUCAAUGUAAAGUGUGCGAUAAAAUAUUUUCCUAUCCAUCAUACUUAGAGGAGCAUAUAAAAAUUCAUAAUAAAAGUGAUAAUACUCUGCAAAGCAAGGACUACGAGUGUGCUACGUGCAAUAAACGUUUUCGUCUUUUAAAAAAUUUGAAAGCUCACGAAAGACUGCAUACCGGAAGGGGUUUGGUGCAAUGUGAGAUUUGUGAUAAAAAGUUUAGCCAUAAUUAUAAUUUAAAAAUGCAUUUGCGCACGCACAAGACAUCGAGGGUACACAAGUGCGAAUAUUGCGACAAGCGCUUCGUGCAGAAGGGCAAUCUGGUCGAGCAUUUGCGAAUACAUACUAAGGUGAAGCCUUUUGCGUGUAAACUAUGCGGCAAGAGAUUCGCGCAAUCGAGUCAUCUUAAAAGUCAUGAAGCUUCGCACGGCACGUUGAGGCAGCACCAAUGUCGAUUAUGUGGAAAAAGAUUUAAGCUGGCCAAUCAUUUGAAACGGCAUUUAAAUUUACAUACCGGUUCAAAGACUUAUAAGUGCAAUCAGUGUAAUCAAAUGUUUUCACAGUCUUUUAGUUUGACGAGACAUUUAAAGAAGCACAACGAAUCACAUAUAUAAUUUAUAUACAAUAAAUUUUUAUGUAUAUACAAAUAUAUAAACACGAAUGGCCGUUGCAAAUACAUCUUUCAUAAUAAUAAG
Solenopsis invicta (red fire ant) is the source of this 2272-nucleotide messenger RNA. Its product is annotated as zinc finger protein 665. Gene Ontology annotation, molecular function: zinc ion binding; DNA-binding transcription factor activity; RNA polymerase II cis-regulatory region sequence-specific DNA binding. Gene Ontology annotation, biological process: regulation of transcription by RNA polymerase II. Gene Ontology annotation, cellular component: nucleus. The coding region runs from base 293 to 2191 and encodes 632 amino acids. The transcript has 3 exons. NCBI's taxonomy places the organism in Eukaryota, Metazoa, Arthropoda, Insecta, Hymenoptera, Formicidae. The record is from RefSeq and is a predicted model, not a curated record.